Molecule: messenger RNA, 1932 nt
Organism: Solanum pennellii
Lineage: Eukaryota; Viridiplantae; Streptophyta; Magnoliopsida; Solanales; Solanaceae
Product: phosphoinositide phospholipase C 2-like
Exons: 9
Coding region: 59-1768 (569 amino acids)
Biological process (GO): phosphatidylinositol-mediated signaling; lipid metabolic process
Molecular function (GO): phosphatidylinositol-4,5-bisphosphate phospholipase C activity
Source: RefSeq, a predicted model, not a curated record
AAAGUUUGAUACGAUAAAAAAAUUGGAAUUGCUUAGCACCAGUUGAAAAAAAAUAAUAAUGUCUAAUGGUAAGCAACAUUUCCAGGUUUGCUUUUGCUGGUCAAGAGUAUUCAAAGUGAGGGGAGGUGAAAUUCCAGAAGAUAUUAAAAAAGUAUUUGAAUCAUAUUCAAUGAAUGAAACUAUGAGUAUGGAUAGUUUAAUUAGUUUUCUGAAGAAAGAACAGAAUGAAGUGAUCAAUGUUAACAGAAAGGCCCAAAAUAUAUUCAAUAGCCUCAAACAUCUAAAUAAGUUUCAUAGAAGGGGAUUGACUCUUGAAGCUUUCUUUAAAUUUCUUGUUGGUGAACAUAACUUUGCUCAUCAGUCUAAGGUCCACCAAAAUAUGGAUGCUCCAUUAGCCCAUUAUUAUAUUUACACAGGCCAUAACUCAUAUUUAACUGGAAACCAGCUCAGUAGUGAUUGCAGUAUUGAACCAAUAAAAAAGGCCCUAAAGAAAGGAGUUAGAGUGAUUGAAUUGGACCUUUGGCCUGAUAUCACAAAAGAUGAUGUCAAUGUUCGUCACGGAGGGACACUAACAACACCUGUUAAACUAAUCAAAUGUUUGAAAGCCAUAAAGGAGGAUGCCUUCUCAUUUUCUGAAUAUCCUGUUAUACUCACGUUUGAAGACCACCUUCAUCCUUAUCCACACCUUCAAGAAAAAGUAGCUCAGAUGGUGAAGAGCACAUUUGGGUCGAUGUUGUUCAUCCCAAAAUCGGAUAUGGACGUGUUCCCUUCACCAAACCAGUUAGUGAAGAGAAUCUUGAUUUCGACGAAACCACCAACAAAAGAUAGCCCUGCGGAAUCAGACAAUAAGGUUUCACCAGAGAGAGGACGUUCAGAGAAUGGACUUAACAAUCAUAAUCAGUACCAGCAGCAAAUACAAUUAGAGGAGGGAGACGAAGACGAAGUUCCCAAAUAUAGAGAUUUGAUUGCAAUCCAUGCCACGAAGCACAAAGGUAGUAUGGAAAAUUUUGGAAGCCAUGGAAGUUCUGAUAAAGUUGGACGUUGUAGCAUGAAUGAACUAGCCCUUGAAGCCGCUGUAGCUGAACAUAGCCAUCAACUUAUCCGAUUUACACAGCGAAAUAUUCUAAGGGUGUACCCAAAGGGUGCACGCGUUGAUUCAUCAAACUAUGAUCCUCUAAUUGCAUGGCUGCGUGGAGCACAGAUGGUUGCAUUUAACAUGCAGGGAUAUGAUAGGUUUCUUUGGAUGAUGCAAGGAUUUUUUCGAGCCAAUGGAGGCUGUGGCUAUGUGAAAAAACCUGAAUUUUUACUAAGUUCUGAUGGAGUAUGUGACGAAGUUUUCAAUUCCAUGGCCUUGCCCGUAAAGAAAACUCUCAAGGUAAAGAUAUACAUGGGAGACGGCUGGCGUGCAGAUUUCCAUUUUAGACACUUUGAUUAUUGCUCCCCUCCAGACUUCUAUGCCAGGGUUGGAAUGGUAGGAGUACCUGCGGAUGCUUGUAACAUGCGCAAAACAAAGACAGUGAACGAUCAAUGGGUACCAAUAUGGAAUGAUAACGUAGAAUUUGAAUUUCCAAUUCGUGUACUAGAACUAGCGUUGCUUCGGAUUGAUGUUAAAGAUUAUGAUCCAUCUGGUGAAGAUGAAUUUGCAGGACAAACAUGUUUGCCUGUUUCUGAGCUGAAGACUGGGAUUCGAUGUGUUCCAUUGUAUAAUCGCAAAGGAGAUGUCUACAGAUCAGUAAAACUUCUCAUGCGUUUCGACUUCACUACUUAAUUAAUCUUCCUCAAUCCCAAUCUGUUAAGUUGAAAGUUAGUAUAAAUAGUUAAGGAAAAGCAAAGACUAUAGAUGGAAUUGUGGGCUCAUAGAUAAUAAGAAAAAUUGUAUCUAAUGGCAAAUUAAUGAUUCAAAUCAAAUGUUAUAAUCACACUUUGAUUUAA